Molecule: messenger RNA, 709 nt
Organism: Meloidogyne enterolobii
Lineage: Eukaryota; Metazoa; Nematoda; Chromadorea; Rhabditida; Meloidogynidae
Source: the annotation of a GenBank genome assembly
UGAUUCUUCAUAUUACUUACAUUAGUCUUACUCUUGGAAAAUUUUCGGUCUUAUAUAUCUUUUUCCCACUUUAUCUGUUUCAAUUAACCGAAGAAUCUUCUAAACCCAAAACAUACUUCAAAUACCUUAAGGACAAGAAGGUUCUAUUCACAAAAUUUUAGACUAAAUUCAAAUUUUUUAUUGACACGACCUAAACUCGAGCUUUUUUUCCUAGUUUUUUUUCAAUCCGUCCCCUAUCCCCGAUUCUCACUACAAAAUCUUAAAAAUUUCAUUUGCAAUUAUCUUAAUUUUUUAUUUUCAAGUCUUUUAGGAGAUUUUUAAAUGUAAAAAAUAUAUGCAUUUUAUUUAUUCAUUAGCUCCAAGUUUUGGAAGUAUUUUAGCUUCGCCAGGUUAUGCUUGUCUAAUUAUUUGUUUUUUUCUUCUUGCCCGUUUCCUCAAAUUGACUAGUUUUGAUGAAAAACCUCAAAUUUCUUUGAGGAAAAAAGGACGAGUUAAAAUUAAAAGAAAAUUUUCAAUUGACAACAAUGAUAGUUUCGACAAUUUUGAAAAUUUUGUUAAUGUUGAUUUGGCUGAACUUUUGGAACAAUGCUCUAUUUUGAAAGAAAUGUUAGGUUUUUUAAGAAUAAUUAUUUUUUACUUUAAAUGGGUUUCUGGGGCGAGGACGGAGGAAUUUUCAAAAAAAUUUCCGAAGCUGGAAUUUUCAGUUUAG